AUAAGGAUGCAGUAAAUAGUUGUAUACUUUCUCUCUACCGUUUCUAGAUUAGACAAAAAAAAAAAAAAAAACACAACUAUAAAUACCAUUAGAAGGCAUUUGAGCAGCAGCAGUAGCAUCACGCCCUUCCCUUGGACAAAAGCACAACUAUAAAUACCAUUACUCUCCCGCAAAAUCCUGCACUUGUUCAUAUUCUGCCUGCCACAUAUAUAAUUUGUUCAGAAUCAGGAGGCGCAAAUUCGGCUGAGAAGUUCGCCGGUGGCGGCGAAGCGGUGGUGUGACUGGUUGUAUGGCGGUGGAGUACCGAUGUUGCGAGGCGGGGUUCUUCAUUCGCAUUGCGGUUGUGGCUUUUCUCGUGCUGUUUGCUGGCCUCAUGUCCGGCCUCACUUUGGGCCUCAUGUCUCUCAGCUUAGUCGACCUUGAAGUUCUCGCUAAGUCCGGCACACCCACGGAUCGAAAGCAUGCUGAAAAGAUAUUGCCCGUUGUUAAGAAUCAGCAUUUGUUGCUUUGCACACUGCUUAUCUGCAAUGCUGCUGCUAUGGAGGCUCUUCCUAUUUUCCUUGACAGUCUCAUCUCAGCUUGGGGGGCAAUCCUGAUAUCUGUGACAUUGAUACUUCUGUUUGGUGAGAUCAUCCCACAGUCUGUUUGUUCCAGACAUGGGUUAGCUAUUGGUGCGACUGUGGCCCCAGUGGUUCGUGUUCUUGUCUGGAUCUGUUUUCCUGUUGCAUAUCCUAUAAGCAAGUUGUUGGAUUCACUACUUGGCCAUGGGCAUCGAGCUCUAUUUCGACGUGCUGAGUUGAAAACCCUAGUUACUUUACAUGGAAAUGAGGCUGGUAAAGGUGGAGAGCUCACACAUGAUGAGACGACCAUCAUUGCAGGGGCACUAGAACUCGGUGAAAAAACAGCAAGUGACGCAAUGACGCCAAUAUCUGAAAUUUUUGCUAUUGAUAUUAAUGAUAAGCUAGACAGGGUUUUAGUGAAUCUAAUUUUGGAGAAAGGACACAGCAGAAUCCCUGUCUACUAUGAGCAACCCACAAAUAUCAUUGGGCUUAUUCUGGCGAAAAACUUGUUGACGAUUCAUCCUGAGGAUGAAGUCCCAGUGAAAAGUGUCACUAUUCGCAGAAUUCCAAGGGUUCCAGAAACUAUGCCAUUAUAUGACAUCUUGAAUGAAUUCCAGAAGGGGCAUAGUCACAUGGCUGUUGUUGUGAGGCAGUGUGACAAGGUUGCGGACAAGCCUCGUAGCACGGAUGUUGCAGGAGAUGCAGCCAAAGAUGUGAGAGUCGACAUUGAUGGUGAAAAGCCUUGGCCAAAUAAAAAUGUUAAGCCCAAGAGGCCUCUGCAGAAAUGGAAGAGUUUCCCAAACACAGGAAGCAAUUCCUUCAAGGGUACACCUAGGAGCAAGAAGUGGACGAAAAACAUGUAUUCUGAUAUCCUGCAAAUAGAUGAAAAUCCACUCCCAAAGCUCCCCGAAGAGGAAGAGGCGGUCGGGAUAAUAACCAUGGAAGAUGUCAUUGAAGAGCUCUUACAGGAAGAGAUAUUCGACGAAACAGAUCACCAUCUCGAAGAUUCAUGACAAAUCCUAUGUAAUGUAACAUGUGUUGUGUUGAUAGGUACUUCUUUAGUGUGGUGUUGAUGGCGCGGUUAUACUUGGAAGAGGAAACACUUUCUUAUUGAGUUGUUUACAAGAAUGACUCAACAACUUGUGUGCAGAUUGUAUGGGAUCCUUUUCAUUAUCUACACUUUUAGAUGUAUAUAGUCGUUGAGCAGUAAAAUUUCUUUUACUGUUUGUAAUUUUUAGUAGGAUUAAUUGAAAAAAAAAAAAAACUUUCGGGGGAAAUUAUUUUAUUGUAUUACCGAAGUUAUUAUUACAAUAAUAUUGUUUCGACAAAAUAUGUUUUAAUAAAAAAUGGUUAAAUAUUUUUAAAAA
Salvia miltiorrhiza (redroot sage) is the source of this 1927-nucleotide messenger RNA. Its product is annotated as DUF21 domain-containing protein At2g14520-like. The record is from RefSeq and is a predicted model, not a curated record. Gene Ontology annotation, cellular component: intracellular membrane-bounded organelle. Lineage: Eukaryota; Viridiplantae; Streptophyta; Magnoliopsida; Lamiales; Lamiaceae. Bases 290 to 1573 code for a protein of 427 amino acids. Gene Ontology annotation, biological process: magnesium ion homeostasis. The transcript has 11 exons.